UGUGGAAGACCUCAGCUGUCCUCGCAAGGCAUCAUGGUAGUUUUACAAGAUGGCGGACGAGGGGAUAGCAGACGGCAAUGUUUUUGAUGAUCUUUCCUGCUUUGUAUGGGGAUCAGAUUUGAACGAAGAUAAUUUCAAAAGAUGGUCUCAAGGGUUUGUGUUUAGCCAGGAUGAACCAAGUGCCCUUGUUCAACUUGAAGGAGGUCCCUGCGCCGUUAUAGCUUCAGUGCAAGCUCAUCUUAUCAAGAACGUGUUAUUUUGUGAUGGGAUUUCUAAACAUGAAUCAAGUGGCUGGAGGCAAAUAACAGCUGAGCAAGCAACAGACCUGUUAGCCCGAACUCUAUGUCAGAUGUUGCAAAUGGUAAAAGCAGAUGAUAACAUAGCCCUAGUAUUAAUGAAAGACCACCCACCUUGUCUGUCGGGACAAGAAAGCCAGGAAAAAUCACAAAAGAUGCCUGAUUCUACAGAGUUUUCAAACUAUCACAAAACUAUAUGUCAACAAAGUUUACGAAACCUAACAAGUAAAGAUUUACAUUCGUCAUUAAGAUCAAUCAAGUGCAGAAAUAUAGAAGAAACCAGAAGUCUAAUAACCAGAAAUACUAAUAUAUUUGAAAGUCACUUUGGAGUCUUAUUGUUUCUCUAUUCCAUUAUUUUAACCAGAGGUAUAGACACAAUAAAACAGGAAAUGGAGGAUUCAAAUGAGCCUUUGGUUGAUCCAGAUUUUGGGCAUGGAAGUCAGACACUGAUCAAUCUUCUUAUCACUGGGUAUGGCGUGUCUCACAUCUGGGACCAUAGUAAAAAUAUUGCCAGCUUGGAGCUACGAGGUAUUCCAAAACAGUGCAAUAUUGGAUUUCUUACUUUAUUAGAAGCACAUAGGUAUUGUGAGGUUGGAAGCUUCCUGAAAGGACCAGAGUACCCCAUAUGGCUACUUGGGAGUGAAACACACCUAUCAGUACUGUUCUCAACAGAACGAGACCUGUCAGGGACGGAGCAGCCUGUGGAUAAAGCAAAGAGAGUGUUUAAAGCCUUUGAUCAGCAGGAAAAUGGUUUUAUAGACAGUAGUAAACUAAUUGAUGUGCUGGCAGAGUUGAACUUGGAGACAGACCCCGAUUAUGUGGAGUUUAUGCGUUCUCGCCUUGAUCCUGAUUCAGUAGGGAUCAUUCUACUGCCAAACUUCUUGGAUGACUUUUUCCCUAGAGAGAGUUCAUCGUUAGGAAGAACUAGCCCUUUUACCGUGUUCCAUUACAAUGGUCUUGGCAUGAGAACAGAUGGCGAGUCUACAAGAAAGGUAAUUUACACCAUGGGUAUCGCCAGUAUUGAGCCCACAGACUUCAGCAGUGUUGCUGAGCUGGAUAUAGUCACGUGUCUCAAGACUAAGUGGCCUGGCCUGAGUGUUGAGUGGCAGUCUAAGUACCCACCUACCCUGAACUGACAUUUGUUACCCAAGGGGCGUGGCCCAAGUUAAAUGGCAUUUAUUGGCAAGGAGCUGCUUUUUACCAAGUCUGUGCGGUCGGCAGUGAUCCGUUUUACCGGAAAAAAUUAUUUUCAUUAGAAGUAAAGAGCAUUAAAGUCACACAUUCUAAUGGUUAGUUUAUAUUAAAAAUACUUGCCGAAUAAAUACAGAACAUAAGCCGA
Nematostella vectensis (starlet sea anemone) is the source of this 1635-nucleotide messenger RNA. RefSeq names its product ubiquitin carboxyl-terminal hydrolase MINDY-3. The record is from RefSeq and is a predicted model, not a curated record. NCBI's taxonomy places the organism in Eukaryota, Metazoa, Cnidaria, Anthozoa, Actiniaria, Edwardsiidae. The transcript has 15 exons. The coding region runs from base 50 to 1432 and encodes 460 amino acids. Gene Ontology annotation, molecular function: K48-linked deubiquitinase activity; calcium ion binding; cysteine-type deubiquitinase activity. Gene Ontology annotation, biological process: protein K48-linked deubiquitination.